Messenger RNA from Halichondria panicea, 2237 nucleotides. Its product is annotated as osteocalcin 2-like. The record is from RefSeq and is a predicted model, not a curated record. Lineage: Eukaryota; Metazoa; Porifera; Demospongiae; Suberitida; Halichondriidae. The transcript is spliced from 4 exons. The coding region runs from base 834 to 1325 and encodes 163 amino acids.
GGAGUUAGUUCAGCCCCCUUGGCCUCCAUGGCAUGGCAGCCAUAUUGAACUCUUGUGGUAAAAGUGUAUUGAGAGAAGACAUACGUAGGAGCUGGACUAAUGACUAAUGGAGCUGAGGGAAAUGACAAUUCAUGGUGCCCCGAGUAAACUAGAUACAGGAUGAGCAUCGUCAUCUCGCUCAAGGGUCAUGCUGAGCUGGAAGGUACGUGAUAUGUUAUGACUAUAAAAUCAUGGGAAAUUGUGUUUAUCUUUGCUAUCCAUUAGAAAUUGGAAUUGUUAUUAUUGGAAUGGUGCCUGACAGUGUGUGUGUCUACCAACAGAAUAGCUUCAUUGUUCCUAGCAGCUGUUAGCAUGUGUUACUGUACACCAAAGUGUGCCAAUGUUUAUGAUCCCCGGCUAACUAGUUUAGUCACUCUGAACUGUGUACACACUUUCAAUUUAGCUCCCGAUGUAGCCACUACAUGUUAUGUGUGUUUAGCCCUCUACAACAAAGGCGAGAGCAUUGUCAUCAGGACUCUUAACCUAGCAGCUGUUAGCAUGUGUUACUGUACACCAAAGUGCUAAUGUUUAUGAUCCCCGGCUAACUAGUUUAGUCACUCUGAACUGUGUACACACUUUCAAUUUAGCUCCCGAUGUAGCCACUACAUGUUAUGUGUGUUUAGCCCUCUACAACAAAGGCGAGAGCAUUGUCAUCAGGACUCUUAAAUUAAUGUUUGUUGAGGGGAGAGCUCUUAAUUAAAGGUGCACUUGAUAAUUCAAUUUCAAUUCAGGCUAUAAAAGCUAGAUUGACACAUGCAUGCUCAGUGUACUCCGUGCUAACCGCUGAUUUCAAAAUGGCUCGACUGAUUAUUGUAACCCUCCUGGCUCUUGCUACUCUGACACUGGUGGCAGAGGCGUACCCAGUGCGUUGUUACAGGGACCGCUACAGCUGCAACAAAUAUUGUGGUUAUGGCUAUGCCUGUAGUUCUUGGUAUCACUAUGAACAUUGCUGUCAGAAGGCUGUCAAUUCUGAUGACUCAAAAUCCGACUCCAGUGUCAGUGAAUCAUCGGAGUCCAACGGCGAUAGUCGUUCUGAUGAUAGCACCAGCAAUCGCUCAACAGGAUCUGAAUCGAGCUCUGACUCUUCAAGCCAAGAUUCGAGCUCCAAAUCAUCCCGUUCAGGUUCCAGCUCAAGCUCUAAAUCAUCGAGUUCAGGUUCCAAUUCCUCCAAAUCUGGUUCCAGCUCAAGCUCUAAAUCAUCGAGUUCAGGUUCCAAUUCCUCCAAAUCUGGUUCCAGCUCAAGCUCUGACUCUGGAAAACAAAACAACGGGAAAAAGUAUUACUAGGAUGCAUGUGCCACUGUAUCAACCGAACUGAACCUUAAUUGCUGUAUUAGAUUAGUUAGUGUGCUUAGACUUUGUUUCAUGGGAACGUUUAUAGUUGAGCUCAUUUUUUGUCAUAUAAAUAUGUCAUUACAUUCAGUCAAAACAUUCUUGAGGUACUUACGAGGUCAGAAUGUCGUCGCUGUUAUCUACUACAGCUGAUGGUGUAAAUACGCUGUAUUGUAAUUGCUAACCAAUUGUGGCUAGUUUUAAGGUGUGUCGCCAUGGCCAUUCUUUCAUUCUCUAUAAAAUACUUUAGAAAGUUCAUUCCUAACCAUGCUCAAUUGUACAUGCUUGCAAUUGAAAAAACUGAACUGUCACAGCAAUGCCGAAGAAUCUUGCUACUGGAGUGCUUCUAGUGAUUGCCUUGUUCACGCUAGUGAUCGAGACUCAGGCAAAAUGCCGUCAUUCUAGCUGGGGCUGCCCAAAAUGUAGGAGCGGUCAAACAUGUAAAUCAUCUGGCUCAUUCAAGUGCUGUGUCAGCUCUAACACACACUCAUCCAGCGUCAGUGAAGAGUCGAGAAGCGAUAGUCAUUCUGAUGAUAGCACCAGCAAUCGCUCAACAGGAUCUGAAUCGAGCUCUGACUCUUCAAGCCAAGAUUCGAGCUCCAAAUCAUCCCGUUCAGGUUCCAGCUCAAGCUCUAAAUCAUCGAGUUCAGGUUCCAAUUCCUCCAAAUCUGGUUCCAGUUCAAGCUCUGACUCUGGAAAACAAAACAACGGGAAAAAGUAUUACUAGGAUGCAUGUGCCACUGUAUCAACCGAACUGAACCUUAAUUGCUGUAUUAGAUUAGUUAGUGUGCUUAGACUUUGUUUCAUGGGAACGUUUAGAUGAGCUCAUUUUUUGUCAUAUAAAUAUGUCAUUACAUUCAGUCAAAA